ACUCGCCGAUUGCAACUCCCGUAGCUCCAUUCGAGAGUUUUGUAAAUGCUGCUCCGAAGCGUGCGUCACUCUGUAAAGUGCUUCAGAGACAGAGCUUUUCCGGUUUCCCUCAACUUCGCGCAGAAUCGAUUGCUUGCUACCAUGGGAGUUCCUCAGGCAGUUCUGGAGGCGAAACUCCGCGAAAAGCUACAGUGCACGCAUGUCGAGCUCAGCGACCUCAGUGAUGGCUGUGGUCAGAAAUUCGCCGCUGUGAUCGUCUCUCCCCAAUUCGUCGGUAAGAAUCUCAUCAGUCAGCAGCGACUCGUGAAUGCCGCGAUCGCGGAAGAGCUCGAACAGAUUCACGCCUUCACUCAGAAAACCUACACACCGGAGGCCUGGGAGGCGGUGAAAAAAUGAUGCUUCUGAUUCUUUCUCCAAGAAGUGCCGUGGAAGCGGGAGAGGAAUGUUGAAAGCUCGGAGUUCGAGCACGCAGUGGAAGGGCUCGGUCGACGAGUCAUGUAGAAAUAAAGAAAUUCCCGGA
Molecule: messenger RNA, 520 nt
Organism: Galendromus occidentalis (western predatory mite)
Lineage: Eukaryota; Metazoa; Arthropoda; Arachnida; Mesostigmata; Phytoseiidae
Exons: 2
Coding region: 46-396 (116 amino acids)
Biological process (GO): intracellular iron ion homeostasis; protein maturation
Cellular component (GO): nucleus; cytosol
Molecular function (GO): 2 iron, 2 sulfur cluster binding
Source: RefSeq, a predicted model, not a curated record